UUAAUCAAUUGUUUCCAAGUUUUACAACUAUAGAUAGAGGUUUAAUUAAAUUAUCAGUCAUUUAUACUUGGCAAUCAAUCUAUAAAAUAUUAUUAACUGAGGGUGAAAAAUUUGUUUUAUAUUUUUCAGAAACUAACCAAGGUCAAGCUAUUUUCGCAGUAGUCUCAAAUUUAGGUUCAUUAAUAGUUAGAUUUUUAUUUUUGCCAAUAGAAGAAACCUGUUUUUUAAUGUUCCCAAAAUUAUUCAACUCUAAUAAUAAUAAUAAUAAUAAUAAUAAUAAUAAUAAUAAUAAUAAUGGUAGCAGUAAUAGCAAUAAUAAUUAUAAAGUAGGUGCAGGUGUUUUAAUUGUAAUGAUGAAAUUUUUAAUAUUGGUAGCAUUGGUUUUCACAUGUUUUGGUCCAGGGUUUUCAGAUUUAUUAUUAAAUUUAUUAUAUAAAAACAAAUUUAAAGAUUCAAAUGCAGGUGUAUUAUUGGGAUUUUAUUGCUUAUACGUUGGAUUUUUAGCAGUUAAUGGGGUAUCAGAAGCUUUUGUUCACAGUGUUGCAAAAGAAAGUCAAUUAAAAAUUGUAAAUUUAGUUUUGGUUGUAAUUGGUGUCAUUUAUUUAUUAUUUACAUUACUUUUAUGUAAAUUAUUCCAAAAUAUUGGUAUUAUUUUAGCAAAUUGUCUAAAUAUGUUAUUAAGAAUUAUUUAUAGUAUAUAUUUUAUGAAAAUAUUCUUUAAAGAUUAUAAAGACAUAAAGUUAUUUGAUAUGGUACCAAAUAAACUAGUUUUAGUUUCAUUCGUAUUAUCAUUUAUAAUUACAAAUUUAUCAAACAAAUAUAUCUAUUCAGCAGACAGUAUUAAAUCAUCAUUGGUCCAUAUUGCAGUGGGUGUAGUUUGCUUAGCACAAACUUGUUUCUUUAUUUAUUUAAAGGAAUGGAGUUCAAUUAAAGAGUUUAAAAAAAUUUUAUCAAAUAAAAACAAAUAA
Molecule: messenger RNA, 968 nt
Organism: Dictyostelium purpureum
Lineage: Eukaryota; Evosea; Eumycetozoa; Dictyosteliales; Dictyosteliaceae
Exons: 2
Biological process (GO): glycolipid translocation; dolichol-linked oligosaccharide biosynthetic process
Cellular component (GO): endoplasmic reticulum membrane
Source: RefSeq, a predicted model, not a curated record